Eleginops maclovinus (Patagonian blennie) is the source of this 5009-nucleotide messenger RNA. RefSeq names its product synemin, intermediate filament protein (gene synm). The record is from RefSeq and is a predicted model, not a curated record. The transcript is spliced from 4 exons. Gene Ontology annotation, molecular function: vinculin binding; intermediate filament binding; structural constituent of cytoskeleton. Bases 128 to 3169 code for a protein of 1013 amino acids. Gene Ontology annotation, cellular component: neurofilament cytoskeleton; intermediate filament; sarcolemma. Gene Ontology annotation, biological process: intermediate filament cytoskeleton organization; fast-twitch skeletal muscle fiber contraction. Lineage: Eukaryota; Metazoa; Chordata; Actinopteri; Perciformes; Eleginopidae.
UUGUCAAAGGGCACUGAUCGCAAAUGACAUCAGUGCACAAAGACGCUCACGCAAAUGACACCGGGACACCUAGAGUAAUAUACAAACAGGACUUUAAACUCACUUUUUUUACUAAUUAGAUACCAAAAUGAUGCCUUUCAAGAGAACUUUUGAGAACGACAAACACCAGCUGCAGGAGCUCAACAGCAGACUUUUCCAGUAUCUCUCUCGAACGAAGCAGCUGGAGCAGGAAAAUGUGCAUCUUAUUACUGAAAUAAACAAACUGAGACAAGCAAAGACGACAGAACUGGAGCCGAAGUGUAAGGGCGAAAUGCGGGAGCUGAGGAGAAUGGUGGAGCAGCUGUCGUUUGAAAAGUCCCAGGCUGAGAUGGAGAGGGAGAAGCUAUGGCGGGAGUUGCAGAUGGUCCAGUCCCUGUGUAGCGAGCAGACUGGUGUUUGCAGGGACAUCGGAGGCGAGCUGAAAGGCUGCGAGAAGGAUCUCCAGCACGCUCACAAGAUUAAUAUUGAACUCCAGCAGCGUUUGUGUCAACUAGAAAAUGAGUGUAAAUGCUUGGAAGAGGGGCAAAGGCAAGAAAAGCACCAUUUGCGGCGUCAGGUGGACUCCCGCAUGGUGCCCAUCAUCACGCAAACUUACCGCGGGCCUCCUGCAGCCACCAUGGAGGAGGUGCAAGAGUAUGCCCUCAGUCUGUCCGAAGGAUGGAUGGAAACCUUUGAUAUGUACCAGAGGAAGGUGGAGGAGAUGGAACAGUCCAUUAAAGAGGACCAAGAGAGGAUGAGCGGUUUGCAGAGGGAAAAGAUGAUGUAUGCUUCUGAGUUGGACAAAUUACGCAAAGAGGGAGAGAAACAAGGGCAGAUUCAAUACCGCCUUGAAGAAGAGCUGAUGCACAUGCAGGAGAAAUUCAGGGUGGACUUCAGUGAAUAUCAGAUGAUUAUCAAGCAGUUGGAGCAUGAGAGGAAUUUGAUGGCUGACACUAUUACAGAAAAGAUGCGAGACCAUCAGCACCUUCUGCAGGUUAGGAUGGACCUGGGCAUGGAGGUGGCUGCCUACAGGGCUCUCCUGGAAGGUGAGAGAAUGGAUCUGCAAGAUACUCAUAGGAGGGUGACUCAACAGCAACGAGAAAGAAUAAUAGAUAUAAGGAUGCCUGCCCAGCCCUACACUCAAAGAGCUUCCACCUCAACUACCAGACAACAUAUAAAUACCAGGUACACACCGCCAACUUCAAACCUGACAAGAUCCCCUCUGCCUUCCUCUGGAUCCAUGAGUCCCUCUAGGGUCAUUCCUAUUUCAGUUGCAGGCAGAGCUCGGCACCAGAGUCCUGCAUCUCGAAGGGACAUGAUCUCAUUCACCAAAGCUAGAGCUUCCACCUCUGCCCCUGCGACCACGACCACCUCUGCCACCAAAGAUAAACUAACAAGCCAGAGUGAAUACCAAAUUAGACAACAUGUACAGAAAACAGAAGCAGAGGCAAACACUGAUAAAUUCAAACAGGAUUCUCAGGUGGAGGAUCAAGCCAGUCACAACACUUCCUCCUCUGCUGAGACCAGAUCGGUGAGAGUGGUGUCCCCGCAAAUGAUGAGCCUGAGCAAUAAAAUUGAGGCAGAAAACAAAAAGAAAGAUGAAAAAGAGAAAGAUGAUGUGAAUGGAGGGUAUUUCAAAGACAAAGGGAAAACAGUGUCUACGAUUGUCCCUAGUGAGAGAAAGAUUUUUAAUUCUGUGUCUGUAGAGGAGAUUAUUGAGAAGGCGAUGAGACCAGAAGGUUUGGAAGCUAAGGCUAGCUCCCCUGGAGAAUCGAAUGUUAGGUACCAUGUGGAGAAAACUGAGCAGGAAGAUGGAACAACAAAGACCCAGAUUGUGUUGGAGUCCAAAGUGGAAGAGGAGCUUGAUUUGUCUGAGGACUCUGCACUAGAUGAAUUACUGAGCCGAGGGGUUAUGAAGGUGUCACUGGAAGAUAUCAAGGACACAGCAACAGGAAGCAUGAUCAAGAACUUGCUUAGUGGCCUGCAGGGAAGUGGAAACUUGGAAAAUAAGUCAGUGAAUGUGGAAAUCAUUGAGGAACCGGUGGAGUCUUACAAUGAUGAGGAUUUUGAGGUUGAGCCGAGAUCUAGUUUUUAUGAGCCCUCCUCAACAUAUUUUAAAAUUGAGGAGCUAGAAAAUAUCCCUCAUGAGGCUCAAGUUCAGAGAAGUGACCGUGAGGAGAUGACAGAUCAAUUCAAAGGUGAAUCCGAUGUCCAGGAGGUUUCUAGAGGGAGUGAAUCUUCAUAUUUCUCCCAUGACCAAGAGGCAGACAAGUACUUCGUCUCCACACCAGAUGAUAAUCUUUCUGAACCCGACGAUGGUGGUGGCAUCACUUCAUAUGGACAUUAUGGUAUGGUAGAUGACCUGUCAGAUGAGAGGUAUUAUCAAGACGAAAGUCUUCCAUCCCAACGAGUGAUUGUGGAGGAUAGUGACGAAUACAAGUUCAUGUCAGGUGAUCACUCGUUUGUCAAGGAUAGUUUUCCAGAGUGCAUCAUUGAGGAGGAGGUCCGCGUCUCCCCUGUAGUGCAGGAGUCAAUGCUCGAGUUCCUGAGGGAGGACUCUUUGGAGCCCAGAGAGCAGCUAAAGGGAGCUCUAGAGAAGCUACAUACCUCAGUGUCGGGUCCACUGAAGAAGGAGUUGGCUUUCCUCUCCAAAGUGAAUAGUGAAGGUUCACAGAAUGUGGAAGUCAAAAAGGUCACACAGUCAAGUGACAACGGCAACAUGACUAUAGUUGCAGAGCUAAACGUCUCUCAAAGCCUGGAAGACUCUGGGAUGCUGGAGGCAGAAGAUGAUAUAUCUGAAGAGCAGAUCAUGGCAACGCUCAGAUCUUCUAACCCAAGGCUUGAGAAAGCCUUCCAGGGUGGGGCAGGAGCAGGAUAUAGCUUUAGAGUCUCCAAAGAAGAGGAUGUUGUGACUGGGGAAGAGUUUGAAGGCUUUACUAGCGGAGGAGGGUUUUCAUCUGAAGUCGCUGAGAAACACAUCAAACUAGGCCCAUCAGAAAAGUCCUUCACCUUCCAGAUGGACGUAGAGGGCAGCCAUGCUGAGGCAACCUCAGAGCAAGAGCUGAUAUCUCAGGCCUUGCACGCCCCGGUGAAUAUUUCUCAUCAGAAAAGAGUUGCAACAGUUUACCUUGAAAGGCCAAGCGAUGAUUAAAAACAAAGUGCUUACCAGUGCUACUAUUCAAAGUGCACAUUGCAGAGUCCACACACAUAGCAUUAAUGCAGACACUAUAAACAUGCUGUUGGCUUUGCAGUCAAACAUCUAUCAGAUUGAUUUUGGUCUUUUACUGAUUCAUUUGGCCAGAUGAACAGAUUUGUAUGGUAUUAAGUUUUGCAAUAUUACUUAAUAAGUCAAAUAGGCUGGUUUACAUUAGGAUUGAAAUAUCUGUACAUCUAUACUAAUCCUGUCUGCGCUGAUAUGUGUUAACAGAUAUACAGCUUGCCUUUUAUUAUCAAAGAUGUUCAGUUAUGCUCUCUAGAUCUCUAUAUUUUUGUACCGACCCUUGCUGCAAAUCUUACACAGCCCAUUCUGCAGUUUAGAACACCCCGUCACAUCAAGCCAACCAAAUGACAGUUGGAGUUUCAGAUGCUGUGAACUGUUUGCAGAUUGAAGCUUUAACGAUUUUUUUUCACUUUGGCUCAGCUGCCAAAUGAAACGGUUUAGUAAACUGCAUCCUGGAACAAAGUAGUUUUUUCUGAAGCAGUAGUCAGUGAAGUGUAAAGCAUAGAGUGAAGCUUGUAGCUGAGAAUGGUAUAGUGUUGAACAAAAGAGGGUGACUUGUCUUAAGAAACUUUACAAGUCUGAAAGCUGCAAUUGAAGUGUGUUGUACGUAAAUGUGUCACUUAAAAGUGUCUGUAAAGUAAAUAACUGUCAGUUAUUCUCAGAUUAUUUAACUUCACUCACAACUAAUGGCUAAUGUUGACUAAUUAGAAAAAAAUUGUUGCCUAAUAUACAACCAAAGCCUAGUUACAUUAAACAUGUAAUCUGUGUGAAAUGUGUCUUUACAUGCCGUGUGUCAGUUUCUCAUUUUACAACAGCAAACAUGUAGUUAGGGGGUGGGAAUUUAUAAUGGCAAAUCAUACCAUUUAGAACGCUAAAAUAGGGUUGUCAAUAUUAAAAGGUUAUACUAAGAUGAUACGACAGUGAAAGAAAGGUAAUUCAUUAAAAGGAUACAGUGAUAGUGUUGAACAUUUAAUCACAUGUAGUUUGAUGUACAGUAUGUCUUGUGUAGACGCCUUUUGGCUUGUAAGCAUUUGUUGGCAAUCACAGUGACGACAGGAAGGAUUCACCUUUGCUCGAACAUACGUGUCCAUGACCGUGACUAUUUUUGGAUGAGCAGCUUAGCAGAAUUCACUGCUCAUUAGGUUUUGUUAUGUUGCGUAGUAGUUGCAGAGGCAGAAAUGGUCCAGUUUGAUUACAGACUAGUCUUGCAUAAUGUGUCUGCAAAAUGUACACUUUGUAACUAUCAAGUCAUUUCUUCAAAGAUUGGCUAACCCUUGGCUCUAUCAUGCUAAAGUAAUGUGCAAAUACACAAAGUUAAGCAUCGAUGCUUCAUAAAUAUGUUAAUUGUUAGAAAUAUACUGAAUAAAACCUUAACUAAAAAUACCUGCAUUUAAGUGCCCAGAGACAGCAUAUAUCCAUAAAUUCUACUCAGCAAACUGCAAUUAUCGAAACAAAAUAUGAUUACAUCAGUGCACUUAACCUGUGGCUUGAUUAGGAAUAUUUGCAAGGUUACUGUGCAUCUAUGUACAAAGUGUAAUCUGGAUAAUGUGCCAUUUCUUUGUAUUAAAAUGUGUUCAUCAGCAUACAGAAAAUCUAUUGAUGUAUGAGGAAUGUUUAAUGAGUCAAAUGUCCAACAUGUCUUUGUCAAACAUCAUUGCUUUUACUGACAUAAUCAUUUAUGUUUAACAACUGGCAUUAUUGCUUAUUGGUGAAAAAGGUUCCAGCCCAUGUUGAAAUUGAUUAACACAAUUAAAAUCUAUUGUGUGUAUGA